Messenger RNA from Suhomyces tanzawaensis NRRL Y-17324, 741 nucleotides. RefSeq names its product Tim21p (gene TIM21). Gene Ontology annotation, cellular component: TIM23 mitochondrial import inner membrane translocase complex. Lineage: Eukaryota; Fungi; Ascomycota; Pichiomycetes; Serinales; Debaryomycetaceae. Gene Ontology annotation, biological process: protein import into mitochondrial matrix. The record is from RefSeq and is a predicted model, not a curated record. The coding region runs from base 1 to 741 and encodes 246 amino acids. The transcript has a single exon.
AUGAACAGAUCCCCAUCGCUUUUAUUGUUGAAUUCUAGAACAUUUCUCAAGCCAGCCCACAAUCUCAGCAUCUUCAGAGCUCAUCUUCAGGGUAGACCUCAGGUAUUGAAACCAUUGAUACCAUACUGUGCUCGAUACUCCACCAAGACGGCACCACCACCACCACCCCCUCCACCUUCUGACAAGAAUGCCAAGGGAAAAGUACUUCUUAAUCGUAUCACCAGAGCUUUUACAUUCUCAUUAUCUUCAGUUCUCGUUCUUGGAGCUGCUGGUGUAGCAUUACUAGUGGUUUAUUUGAUCUUAUCGGAGUUGUUUCUUCCUUCUGGUGACACUCGGACGUUCAACAAGGCCAUCAAAUUGGUGGAGAAGAGCAAAGUCGCCCAGGACAUCUUAGGGUUCGAGCAGGGUGACAGAUUGAAAGCAUACGGCGAAACAGGUGGAGAUAAGUGGGUUCGUAAUAGACCAGUCCAUGGUUUAAGAUCAAAGGGCCAGGAUGGCAGCGAUCACUUAUUGAUGAGGUUCCAUGUUGAAGCGGACAACGGGAAGCAUGGUAGUGUUGUGUUGGAACAAGUGGACACCUCCUUCUGGAGCUCGGAAUUUGCGUACAUUGCGUUGGAUGUUCCAGGGUCUAAGAGAGCUUACAUUAUCGAGCCUAAGUUCCAAUCCAAGGGUUACGUUCCUAAGAUGAACGGUGGGAACGGAUUUUUGGGGCUCAAAUGGGGUCCAAAGAAAGAUGAAUAG